This is a messenger RNA of Anneissia japonica, 730 nucleotides long. RefSeq lists its product as uncharacterized. Gene Ontology annotation, biological process: DNA integration. The record is from RefSeq and is a predicted model, not a curated record. Gene Ontology annotation, molecular function: nucleic acid binding. NCBI's taxonomy places the organism in Eukaryota, Metazoa, Echinodermata, Crinoidea, Comatulida, Comatulidae.
AACGAUUAUGGAGGGAUGUAUUUGAGGGUGUACUUGGAUCGUGGUACUCCUUCUUCAGCAACAUGGAAAACCUUGGCCUAUUAUGCAUGGAUAACGAAGACCAUAUUUUUUUGAUGCACUACAUAUACCGUCCCAUAAUAGACAAUAUGCUUCAACAAUUUGUAAAUAUGUGGAACAACCACAAGCUAAGAACAGCACAACACAAGACACCCAAUCAGCUGUUCAUACUAGGAAUGCAGAAUAUUGCUUGUGAGAAUGGUAUUAUAUCAUCUGAGUACUUCGAAAGGCUAACUGAGGAAGAAGCAGUUGAAUUUGGAAUUGAUCCUGAUUGUGCCACUUCAGAAGAAAAUUCAGAAUAUGCAGUUGUAGUACCAGACACUGUAUGUCCUCUCAUCUAUGAAAAGUUGCUUGAUUUCACCAACGAAAUAGAUGCUGCAUUCACAAGCUAAGGAGAUUUUUGGGAUCCGGCAUUGUUUUUAAAAGGUCUUGAAAUACUCACAAAGUAUAAGUACAGUAAUUGCAAAACAGUAUGCUGUCACUGCUUAAUUAGCGGUUUUAUAGACAAUUGUAUACAUUUUGUUACAAGUUGCACUACAUUAAUUCUUAGAGUACCAGAUAUUUGCAACCAAAUUCUGUAUCAUUUAGUCAAAACUUAAAAAUUGCUAAUCAUGUUUUGACCAGUUUCCUUUUUUGGUUUUUGUUUAAUAAACCAUAAAUAAAACUCACACAA